AUGUCUACAGCGUUGGAUAAAAGACAAGAUAGCUGCAAUCAAGACAGCCCUGUGGGCUCUGCAAAUGUAAGUCUAUCAGCUUUAAAUUUUGCACUGCAAAUACAAAUGUUUUCUUCUGCCUAAAAUAACUAUUAAUUUGCAGAAUGCAGAAUAUUUUAAUUUGCUACAAUUCGUCUCAAUAUAAAUAUUAGAAGUUUAGAAUUUUAGUAGGCUUGGAUUUUUGUCAUAAUUUAUUACUCGUAUUCGUAUCCAUUCACUGUAAAAGGAUGUACAAAAUCCAAAGAGAAAUGUACUGUCCGUGUUCUAUAAUCUGAAAUUAUUUAUGAUAUGUGCAGUAUACUAUAGUCAUAGAAACGUAAUGUGUUUGUCGUUUACUUCCUCGAUGAAUUAUAUACUGCAGCUGCAUUCCCUUUUAGCCGUAUUUCCUUUUCAAUGUUUUGCUAUUGUGUAUAUUUCCUCUUCUACUCGUUUAAUAACUAGUCCUAAUAGCCUUAUUUUAGUACAUUAAAGUAAAAAAUUGCCAACUUUGGGACUAAUAAUAUGAUUUAAGACGUCAGUAUGCUUCGGGUUAGUGGAGAUAUAGCCAUUUUGCCAGCUUUAUUUUUCGCCAUGCAAACCUCCAUUCAAAGGCACAUUUCGCUCAUUCGCUUUUUUAAAGGCAUGGACAGAACAAAUAAUGUUUAAUUUCGAACAAAAUCAAGCAGAAAAUGUAACAAUUGAAAGUAAAACGUGUAAAUUUUGGAUAGUUUUGUUGGAAGAAUUGGAAUUUAUUCCGUACAAUGCAUGGUCGUGCGUGGGAGGCCGGAUGCUUUAAGGCAGGAAGUUAUAAGAUUUUUUGCAGAUAAGUAUUUCACUUUGGAAACGCUGUAAAAGCUAAUAUUGGGAUGAAAUAGAUAGCAAAAUAAUGAAUAUCUUGUAUUGUGUGGUCAGCAAUCAUAGCUUUGUAUAAAAUUGAAACAAAAUAUAUAAAAUGCUACUCAUGUAGUCAAGUUCAAUAUUAAAUAUGCAUAAUUUCAAAUUGUGAAACUUGUAUUUCUGUUAAAGAUAGAUUGUGUUUCUAUUAAAAAAGAGUUGUUAUCAUAAAUCUUACUAGUUUGACCUAGCUAGUCUUUCUUUAAAACAAAUAUUCUUCAUCAGAAUAUACGAACAAAAAAGCUAAAGCUACAUAUCGGUGGGCGUUAUCUUCGUUGGUUCAUAUUAAAGCAUUGUCCGCUUUUACGUAAAAGGACAAUUUAAAUACCUAGAAGUCUUGUUGCAAAUAUAUCAUUGUUGUCUCAUAACACUUAAACGUUCAAGGCACAAUGACCGGUCUAAUGCACCCUUUUGGGUCUUAUGUGCCAAACAUUUUUAUACAUAAGUUUAAUUCAAUACAUUUUUAAACUAUAGUCUAUAUCCAUACAUAGUAUGGAAAUUGCAAUUAGUAUGAAACUGGAUUUUCCAACGAUCUAUACAUACCAAAAUAAGGAUUUUGAAAAAAUAUUUCUGUGUUAAAGACAGUCUCAAGGGGAACCUCCUAGUCACAUGUAAUACCCAUUGCCAUUGGACAAUUUAAAAACAAAUCAGGGUUGUUGGCAAAUAAUUAUCUUCAGGGUAACGCCAAGCACAGCCAAUGCCUUGUACGUGUGUUGAUUUGGGAAUAAAAUAGAGAAUAAAAUGUUCUCUGAAACAAAUGAUAGGGAUAUUAAUUUUAUUUUAUUACAACAAAUAAAAUGUUCGUAUGUAAAAGCGUAGUGGCUAUAAUCUACAAGUUGAGUUUUUAUUCUAGGGUGGAGUCUUGAAGUGUCCAUUUUCUGUAUUUUUCUUUGUUUUCACUUUUACAAACUGCGUUAAUGCAACGCAAUUUUGGGUAAAAAGAGAGAUCAGGGGGGAUAUAUCCAGAUCGUCUUAGUGCGGUGGGGUGGGGGGGGGGAGAGGAAGACUCUGCACUUUACAAUAGCCCGCGUUCUACGCUGUCAACGUUGUCCAUCUUUAUUCAUGCUUCACGAUCAGGUGAAUGUCGGCGCUCGAAAUUUCUCUGUGCCUUCGUUUUAGAUAACAUGACCCUGUUUCCGAAAUUGUAUUGCAAGUUGCAGCAAAAAUGAUCUCGUUUAAACAUAACCCUCAAAGCUGCUCUCCAGUUAAGCAACCGUAAUAUUUACACAUGCGUUGUUGAGGUAAUUGCUACUUAUAUUAAAUUAAAUUUAGUAAGGUUUAAAUUUUUCCCUUGCGUGUACGUACCGCUGAUCUAAUAGUAGAUCAGUGGUACGUACGCAUGAAACGCUCAAUUUAACUAGAAAGCAGCUUUUAAGGUUUAUGCAAAACACAGAUUACAAUGAGUUCGACUUCCUGGCUACGCUUGUUUGUAGCGUUGCCAGCCAAUUAAUAACUCUGGAUUCUUACGUGCGUAGUUUUAUUGUUGUAGUUUACGAAAGCAUUAAAUUACUUGACAGACAUUGUCUUCCAAACAAAGUUUGUUAUUCACAACACCAUAUCGGUUUGGUUGAGUAUAUAGUUUCCUUUUUUUCUCCUCUCCACUUGCUAUAGAGUUCAGUGCUCGCAGUAUUUCCACUUUUUAAAAUUAAAAUUUCUAUCAAAUUUCUAGAAAGGAAAUUUGGAAACCUGAGUUGUGUUUUCGUUACAUUUCCUGUAGGUUGUGCUGUACCACUGUGACACUCCUGUUCUAAGUGUGGAGCGGGGGACAACUUUUGGCUUGAUAAAAAUGUUGUAUGCAUCAGUUGGCGGACAUGGUCAAAUAAUAGGCUUGAGGCAACGAGAAAAUUCUUCAGCUUUGGUCUGUAUCAUAACACAAGACCCAACUAUUCUAACUGAACGAGAAUAUGACAUUAUCUUACAUGGUAAGUGGUGGUAGGGUUUUACGCAAGUUAAAUGCAGAAAAAAAUAAAAAUUUCAAGUUAUGCAAGUUGAAUAUAAUAUUCCCAAUAUCACUUGCAGAUCUGACUUAGUUUGCAAGUCCUAUCUAUAUCCUGACUCAGCUAGGUGCGAUAAUUCAAGACUUGGACGUGUUUUAUAUAUACGUCGAAUUUCUGUCGCGUCGAAUGCAAUUCGAACAAUAGAUGAUGAAGCUUAAAGCCGGUUUUCCACUAGGCGGAAUAUUCCGCGCGAGCGAAAUUUCUCUUUGUCUUUUCUAAUUAGUUCCACCAGAGAAGUCACAAGACAAAGAAAAAUUCCGCUCCGCGCGGAAAAUUCUGCCUAGUGGAAAACAGCCUUUAAUAUGAGGAAUUUAUUAUCUAUUGUCUUAAUUGAAUUCGACGCGUCCAAAAUUCGACGUAUAAAACAGAACUCAUAGUGGUAUCUGACGGAUAAUGAAAUGGUUUUUGCCGAGUAGUCAAGUUGCUACAAACGCUGGACUGUUUUUCUUUAGGAAAAUCAAAGGAAAGAAGUUUGGACACAAAUUCAUCCAAUUAUCACGACAAAAACAUCAAUACGCACAUUUCCGUGAAACCAGACGCUCAAAUAUGGCCAGUAUAUUCAUUUCCUUCUCCGAGGCAAAUAGUCUGGGAAAAAGAUAUCGGUAAUCUUGUUAAUCUUAUGGAAACCAGAGCAAAAGAUGAUCUUUCACGGGGCGAACGAAAAGAUGCACAGCGUAAUGAAGGUUUAAGUGCUAAUAACAUGCGAAUACGACAAAAAAUACAUAUGGUUCCAGGGACGAACGGUUUUGAAUAUGUGACAAGUCAUAAAGAAUUGAGAAUCGAUUGUGCGGAUCAAGAAAGUGAAGAAAUACAAGGUGUUUCCCCCCGUGAUAGCACUUCUCCAAGUACUACCGGUACUGAAAGUCCUAGAGGAUCGACUGACCAAAAUUCACCUAGUCAGGUAAUCCUGAAUUUGUGAGAAGUAUUUAUCAUUGAGUUUGUUAUCAAGCAUAAAAUGAAUGCGUAUUGAUAAAGUAUGCAAUUAUAUAGAGAAUGUGUACAUGGAAGUUUGUUUAUUCAACAUUAGGACAAUGGCAGAACAUACACUACAAUUUUAAAAAAGACAAAUCGCCAAGUGGACCUCAAAUAUGCAUAGUCUACUAUUAAAAGUUGAAAUAACAUCAUGCAAUGUAUGACACAUCAAGAUUGUAUUUCCAACACGCUUGAAUAUCUCUAGAAAUCCGUAAUCAAUCCUAACCUGAUUUGCCAUUUAGGUCGAGGAAUCCCGCCCUCAUAGUAAGCGAAAAUGGCAAUGCUACUAUUGCAAGAAAUUCUUCGUAUGUCGUAGUGCUUACGAGAAUCACGAAAGAACACAUACAGGCGAAAAACCGUUUCAAUGUAAUGUCUGUGGUCGAUGUUUUGGUCAUCAAGGCAACCUGAAACAGCACCUGCAUAUUCAUCGUGACGUCAAACCUCAUGUUUGUGACAUCUGUGGUCGAGGUUUUACCCGCUCCAACAGACUACGAGAUCACAAGCGUGCACACCAAUAUGAACUAUACAUGCGCACAAAAGUUCAAUGGACAGCGACACAAAACGUGACAAGAGAUGUGGGUCAUGCUGAACGCAGUCCAGUUUCAUCCAAUGCAUUUGAGGAAUCCGCAACAAGUGAUGACAAUCAGGAAACAUAG
Messenger RNA from Paramuricea clavata, 4537 nucleotides. Lineage: Eukaryota; Metazoa; Cnidaria; Anthozoa; Malacalcyonacea; Plexauridae. The record is from the annotation of a GenBank genome assembly.